UGGCAGCCUAGAACGGGACACCUCGUCACACCCAGCCACGGUCCAACGAAGGACAUGCAUUUGUUACAGCACAUUCAUCGCCAGAGAUCCGCACUGACAUCUUGCUCCCUAACUCUCUUUAAGACGACCGACCCCCACCGCCACGCUCAGCCACAGCUUGCGUGCUGCAGGGCGUGCGGGCGCCGACUGCGCUGGUCCUCUGACGCUGCGACUGGGCAAAAGUAGUGUGAUAGGGCCCUAUCAGCCUGCAGAGGCGAACCCGCUGCACGGCCGGCCAGUCAUAGUACAGUGUGCCGGCGACAGACGCUGCUGCAUCCGCUUCGAGAGCGGGUAGAGCGAGCGAAGGGAGCACGGAGCCAAAAGAAAACGCUGAUCGUAGCAGCACGAGGGCGCCUCCGCGCAAGCACUUGAAUCGCCGCCAUGGCAACGAUAGGCGAUUACAUCUUCCUGGCGAUCGUGAUCGCGCUGAUUGUUGCUAUCUACCAAGGCAUCACACGCGGCUCGCCAGCGCUACAGGAGAGUAUCCGGAACCAGCAAGAGGCACUGAAGAAAUCAGGCAUCAAUCUAUCGGACCACGGCGUGUCGAUCAAGACGGACAAGCGUGCGCCUAGUCGAGAAGAGUACAUUGACUCGGCGCAGCGCGCUUUCUCAUCCGCUGGCGAGGCGAUAAACCGGCAUCGCGAGGCGAUGAGCUGGGGCGGGCCCGAGGGAGCGCAGGGAGGGCACCGCACGACCGCCCAGCAGUUCUUCGGCAAGCGGAAAGUCGGCUAGGGCGUGCAAUAUGUCUAGCAGUCAUUCGAUCGUCCAUGAGGCCUUGCGGGGCCGCUCGGUAGCAAGCAAGGGGAAUGGCCACCAGCGGCGGCAGUUGGUGCAAGCCGCUCCUCUCUUUCGCGAAAGCGUGUACCGCUACUCAGGGGGGUUGCCAGCGGCAAAUACAUACUCCCGUGCUUCGAUUUGUGCAUUGUUCUAUUACGUAUACUAUUUCGCCGCAAGGGAUGUGCUCGCUCAU
Molecule: messenger RNA, 1009 nt
Organism: Tilletiaria anomala UBC 951
Lineage: Eukaryota; Fungi; Basidiomycota; Exobasidiomycetes; Georgefischeriales; Tilletiariaceae
Exons: 3
Coding region: 421-771 (116 amino acids)
Source: RefSeq, a predicted model, not a curated record